Cyprinodon variegatus (sheepshead minnow) is the source of this 662-nucleotide messenger RNA. Its product is annotated as galactose-specific lectin nattectin-like. The record is from RefSeq and is a predicted model, not a curated record. The transcript has 7 exons. Bases 78 to 593 code for a protein of 171 amino acids. Lineage: Eukaryota; Metazoa; Chordata; Actinopteri; Cyprinodontiformes; Cyprinodontidae. Gene Ontology annotation, molecular function: signaling receptor activity.
UAGGUGGUCCUGGCAGACGAAGAAAACAAACCAUUCUGAAUCAGCUUGUAUAUCUCCAUCAUCUCAUCACUUCCAUCAUGAAGUUGCUGGUUUUGUGUGUCCUGGUUUUCUCUGAGAUGGCAUGGGCCGGAGCUGAUCCUGUUCCAGAUGAUGGCUCUGCUGAUGAAGAUCCAAUGGACUUGGUCCAGAGAUCUGCUUCUUGUCCUUCUGGCUGGUCUGAGUACAACGGUAACUGCUACCACUAUGUUUCCAUGCCCUUGGAUUGGGCUUCAGCUGAGAGGCACUGCAUGUCCAUGGGGGGACAUCUGGCAUCAGUUCAUAACCUAAGGGAGUACCAUCAGAUUCAGCAUGUGAUAAGAACGGCAAGUUAUAGGUCUGAACAUACAUGGAUUGGAGGCACUGAUGCACAGAAGAAAAACGUUUGGUUUUGGAGCGAUGGAAGCCGUUUCCACUACACAAACUGGUGUCCAAGAGAGCCUAACAAUUGGGGAGGCAACCAGUACUGUUUGCUGAUUAACCAUACAGUUGGAAAGUGCUGGGCUGACCAAACAUGUCUCGCUCAUCUCCCAUCUGUCUGUGCCAAGAAAGCCUGAGCAGUCCGAGAGGAAACCUCUUUCUGGCAUAAAAAUGCUUGAACCAGAACCAGUGGAGGAUGCUUUAUU